This is a messenger RNA of Osmerus eperlanus (European smelt), 2740 nucleotides long. It is a transcript of the gene tmem79b, whose product is annotated as transmembrane protein 79b. Bases 337 to 1602 code for a protein of 421 amino acids. Gene Ontology annotation, cellular component: trans-Golgi network membrane; lysosomal membrane. The record is from RefSeq and is a predicted model, not a curated record. Gene Ontology annotation, biological process: regulated exocytosis. NCBI's taxonomy places the organism in Eukaryota, Metazoa, Chordata, Actinopteri, Osmeriformes, Osmeridae. The transcript has 5 exons.
CUUUAAUGAUUUACCUGCAUGGCCACACCUGAUAUUCCACCCCCAAGGGGAAAAAGUUAAACAACAAUUGAAGUGGAAAAACUUUCGGCAGUACAUAGGCCUGCGAACUGUGAGAACACGAAUUAAAUACGGACUGAAAGAUGACACAGAGGAAUCCAUCAGUCAUGCAUAUCUGAACUGAAACUUUCACUGGUCAAGGCAAAACUAAUAAAGAUUUACACUGGCAGGAAGAACAAAGGAAUAUAAUGUGACCAUAGCUAUUGAAACUCAACCAAGACUACGUAGACUACCAGAGCCACUAGACGAACAAUUGUGUGAACGUUGGGUGCUAAACCAAUGUCUGAGUUCCUACCUUCAAACCUGGAGCUACUUAACAAGGCCUCAUUCAAAGGCCUUGCAUGGAGCGCAGAGGUAGCCUGGCCGAAAGAGAUGGAUCCUGAGAAAAAGAUGGAGAGAGAGGAGGAGGAGGAGAUGGUCAGCUCUGCAAAAUUUGAGCCAGCCACACUCCAGUGGCGGGAGGACCGAGACUCUGAAAAGGGGAGGGACAACGGAAGCGAGGUGACCGAGAAAGAGAAUGCGGGCGGCGAGGGAGAGUGCAGGAGCGUGCGGUCGGAGUGUCUCUCCCUCCACGGCGGCGAGAGCAGGACGGAGAGCGAGCUGGGAGGGGGCUCAGAGAAGGCCCGAGCGCCGGAGUCAUGGCUGGAGACGGAGAUGCCGAGAAAGAGAGGGGUGAAGGGACAGCUGGAGAUUGACGUGGAAGACGAGGAGGGGGAAGGAGGAAUGAACUCUUUGCCCGCGAAGGCUGCGCAGGUCUUCAAUCCGGCCAUCACCAUCUUGCACUCCUCCAGCGACCCGGUCUCUCCCAGAGAAAGUGAGACAUUCUGGAAUGCUGAGACGACAAAGACGCCGUUCCUCGGUCCCCAUGGAACCCCACCGGAUGUUUACUACCAGGACUGGGCCAUAGAAGGAGCCUCCCCGAAAUGGGGGAGUGGUUGUUGCAACAGAGACUCUCUGAAGAUGGGUGUGUCUGUGUCCACGGCUGCCCUGAUCUUCCCCCUGCUGGUGUGGGGGGGGUACGUCUUCCUCCCCUUUGACGCCCCGCUGCUCAACAGCUCUCCCCUCAGACUUGUGUACACCCUGCGCUGUUCCGUUUUCGCUGUGGUUCCCAUCGUACUGGGUUGGCUGGUGCUGGGCGUGAGUCGGCUGCGCCUGGGUGCGGUAAAGCCUCUGUGUGACGGCGAGGUGGAGGCCAGGGAGGUGGGCGUGCACCGCCGCUUUGUGGACGACUCCAUCUCCCUCUUCCUGCUCUACUUCCUGCAGCUGGCUGUCAUGGCGCCCUACCUUAGCCAGGAUCUGCUCAAACUGGUGCCCCUGCUUACCAUCAUUUUCGCUUUCGGAAGGCUGGUGUACUGGGCAGCAGCUGCCCUUGGCAGCAGCAUACGGGGCUUUGGUUUCGGACUGUCCUUCUUGCCCACCGUGGCCAUGCUGGGUGCCAACUUGUACUUCAUCUUCGCCAUGGAUGCAAAAGGCACCAUCUUUGCCCAGGAGGCCCAUGUACCCGACGAGUCACCCUCAUCCCCUCGCCAGAGAUUCUGGGGAUAGGAGGACGGAGAGGGAGGGAGAGAGGAGAGAUGGGUAAGAAAGGUAAAGAAUGGAAGGAACAGGGAGAGUGUCUUCCCAUGACCAGAAGAGGAAGUAGGGUGUGAAUGAAAUAGAUUGAGGAGAAGAAACAUGGCUGUAAAAUCUAGCAUGGAAAAAGGAUGGGAUGAUACUAACCUAGGUUUUGGAGGUUUCAUUUUAAUCAUAGACUUCCACUGAGACACAUAGAUUGUGAACUAUAGAGGGCUUUCCAAGAGAUCAGUAAGUUAAUAGUUAACCUGUUGGCAUCAGUUAGGCAAUGCUUCACAAAAUAGAUGUUGGCUCAUUUGGAACCAAGUAGCUUGGGUUAAUGUUGUAAUGUCAAUGCAAGACAACAGUUUGUGGUUUCACUCAAAAUUGUGCCACUUGGGGAAGUUUUGACAGGAUCCAAAAAACUGUUUCUGAAACUAAGGUUCCUGAAAGAUUCUACAGAUGGCGUAGGUGUUAUGAUCAUGUUAGAAAGUUUGUUUGUAUAAUACAGUAUCAGAUGUUAUAAUGGAACUGAAACUUGUGUUGCAAUAUUAUAUAUAAUUGGUUAGAAUAAUCUGUCAAGAAUAGUUUACAAGUCAACCCCUGCAUUGUAUGCAAAAGUGGUCAAGCUGUGACAUUAAUGAACCCCCUUUUUAUGUACAGUAACAAAAGACUUGACAUAGACAUUGCAUAAUGCAAGUACUCAGUCUUUUGACACAUUAAAGAAUGAGAAUAAUGCUUUUUAUUUAACUGAAAUACAUGAAAAUAAAUAAUAUUGCUUAUUUUUCUCUUACUUCAAAAGUAAACAUUUCCCAACAAUAACUACUAGUCUAGUGUUUUAGAAGAUAUAGCUAUGUUUAUAUUAAUAUCUGUGUGAACUAUUGCUUCACCAUAAAAUUCCAUAUUUCUGAAUGCAAAUGUAUUAAGCAGAUGUUAGUGUAUAUGAAAUAUCUGUCAGAUCAUAUCUGUGUUAUUUCUUGAUCUUCGCUAUACAUUUUAUAUUUUUGUAAUCCCAAACGCUUCAGUGACCAUAAAUAAUCUACAACAGUCUGAAAGUUUGUGUAGUUUUUGUUCCUUGUUUCCUGUUCGCCUUGUGUUUUUGGAUAAAUCCCAAUAAAAUUAUUCCUUCUUC